This is a messenger RNA of Eptesicus fuscus (big brown bat), 522 nucleotides long. Its product is annotated as circumsporozoite protein-like. NCBI's taxonomy places the organism in Eukaryota, Metazoa, Chordata, Mammalia, Chiroptera, Vespertilionidae. The record is from RefSeq and is a predicted model, not a curated record. The coding region runs from base 1 to 522 and encodes 173 amino acids. The transcript has a single exon.
AUGGCCGAGGACCCCAGUCCCCUCAUGGCCAAGGACCCCAGUCCCCUCAUGGCCGAGGACCCCAGUCCCCUCAUGGCCGAGGACCCCAGUCCCCCUCAUGGCCGAGGACCCCAGUCCCCCUCAUGGCCGAGGACCCCAGUCCCCCUCAUGGCCGAGGACCCCAGUCCCCUCAUGGCCGAGGACCCCAGUCCCCCUCAUGGCCGAGGACCCCAGUCCCCCUCAUGGCCGAGGACCCCAGUCCCCUCAUGGCCGAGGACCCCAGUUCCCCUCAUGGCCGAGGACCCCAGUCCCCUCAUGGCCGAGGACCCCAGUCCCCCUCAUGGCCGAGGACCCCAGUCCCCUCAUGGCCGAGGACCCCAGUCCCCUCAUGGCCGAGGACCCCAGUCCCCCUCAUGGCCGAGGACCCCAGUACCCCUCAUGGCCGAGGACCCCAGUCCCCCUCAUGGCCGAGGACCCCAGUGUCCUGCCCUCGCUGCUGAGGCCCUGGGUUCUGAGUCGCGGAUGUGGAAGAAGGCGUCCUAG